UAGAGAAAAAUGGCAGUUAAGAAAGCCAAAUUCGAUGAAUUCAAAAGGGAAUUAUUCAGAUUCGACAGAUUCGAGGGCCAGUCUGAGAACUAGAGAAAGUUCAAUUCAAAGGCAAAUUCUUGAAAAUUCCAAGUACAAUUCGAAGAGCCAAGCAGAGACGAAGAACAUUGGCACAGAGGCCAAAGAAGGAAAGAAGUCUUGGGUUCAUAAGAUGAUUUGGGGAAAAUAA
Meloidogyne enterolobii is the source of this 229-nucleotide messenger RNA. Lineage: Eukaryota; Metazoa; Nematoda; Chromadorea; Rhabditida; Meloidogynidae. The record is from the annotation of a GenBank genome assembly.